Messenger RNA from Cydia pomonella (codling moth), 1361 nucleotides. Its product is annotated as WD repeat-containing protein 89. The transcript is spliced from 8 exons. The record is from RefSeq and is a predicted model, not a curated record. Lineage: Eukaryota; Metazoa; Arthropoda; Insecta; Lepidoptera; Tortricidae. Gene Ontology annotation, molecular function: protein binding. Bases 110 to 1273 code for a protein of 387 amino acids.
AAUGUCAAACUGACGUGAAAUUUCUAGUUACACACGUGUUGUGUACCAUUUGUUUACAUGCAGUUUUUUAAAUAAAUUUAUAUGAAAAUACCUUUAAAAUAUACAAAAAAUGGCUGACAUAAUUGACACUGAAGAAGAGGAUCGAGAUAUAGUAGGGCCAGAAGAAAUAGAACAAUUGUUUAGUAAAAAAUACAAUUUGUUAUCAGAAACUGCAGUGUCGCUUAAGAAAUCGUAUGUAAAUAAGUUAGCCACAACUAAGUCAUUAAAAAUAGCCGUAAGCUUACAAGACAACAGUAUCGAGGUAUACCAGCUGAGCAACACGUCACUGAGCAAGGUGUGCAAGCUCAGCGGUCACAAGAAGGAGCUGACGGAUGUGGUGUUCUUGCAUAAAGAGGAACAUCUUUUGCAUUCAUGUGGGCAAGACGGGCUGGUGAAGCUGUGGGACACGAGGACAAGCGGGAGUUGUGUGCAGGAGUAUAAAGAUGAAGAAGAACAGAUAGUCCGGCCGUACCUCUGCAUGGAUGUAUCCUGCAAUAGCCGAGUGCUCUGUGCGGGAAGCCAAACUGUACAGAAUGAUGCAUACCUUGUGUUUUGGGAUCAGCGCGUCACCAAGCCUCUGGGUGGCUACUGGAACUCACACACUGAUGACAUCACUCAGGUGAAAUUCCACAAGAAAAAACCUAGUGUACUGGCUUCCGGUUCUGAUGAUGGCCUCCUCAAUGUUUACAACAUCAUGGAACCUAAUGAAGAUGAUGCACUCACAUAUUCACUUAAUGUGGAAAACUCUAUUGAGAGGAUAACUUGGCUUAGUGAUUCACAGGCUUCGUGCGUGACGCAGAGCAGCGACCUACAAGUGUGGGACACGGAGCGCGGCGACCUCGUGCAGAGCUACGGCCGCGACAAGAUCGCCCGGACCAUCAAGCGCAGCCGCGGCGACGACUGCUACGUGGUGGACGCGUACCGCUCGGCGGACGGCGCGGCCGUCGUGCUGGCCGGCUCGCACGCGGCCGCCGGCAACGUGCUCCGCUCGGUGACGGCCACCAGUAAGAAGCUGCAGCCCACCACCAACUUCGUCGGCAACAAGCAGGUCGUCAGGUGCUGCUCUUAUAACGCAGAGAGAGACAUCCUCGUGACGACGGGCGAGUCCGGCCUCGUCAGCGUGUGGGCCCCGCGCGGCCCCGGCCCCGGCCUCGGCCUCGGCCCCGGCCCCGGCCCCGGCCUCGCGCUGGCGCGCUCCAUGGACAAGAUGAGAGUGCGCCACAAGCCUUACUGACCAAUAUAUUCUACAUAUGUUUACUAUCGUUUCAUUAUUUACCGAUGUUAUGCGGAACACCGAGGCACAUAAUAUUUAUGUACACGGU